AUGAUAUCUCAUAUAAUCGAAUACCAAUGUCAAUAUACUGAUCAAGUAAGAAAGAAGAAUAAAAUAUGGCAUGAUGGGCGAUUAAAAUACUUUCAAAUUAAUAAUAGAUUUCAAUUAUUUACAGAGGAAGACAAUGUACUUCUGGGGAGCUCAUUUAUUACAAAUCAAAAAGAAGUCGAUGUGAUAUUAGAUGAGGAGGGUUUCAACAAGGUUGAGCACAAGAUUUUUGGACAAUAUAUGGUGGUGAUAUCAGAGAUCACAAAUGAAUAUGAUAGAGAAGUAAAUGUUUCAGCAGCAGGUUCACGAGAUUCUAAAAUCUCAACUCAGAGGAACAAUUGUGCAAAUUAUAAGUCAUAUACCCCCAAGAGACAGAUUGUGAGCAAUACAACUACGAAGGGAACUGCAGAUUCAGGAGGGAGCUCACUAGCAUUGAAAUUCAAUACUCCAUUUAGAAAACCCAGAAUGAUUGGCUCACAGUCUGAAGAUUUAAAAGCUGCUCACACUAACAUAAAUAGACCAAAUAUUAGAAGUAAGGUAGAUAGAAGGGAUACUGAUAAAAUAGAUUAUUCUUUACCGAAUAAAAAUGUAUCAAGUAAUAAACCAAUUAAGACAAGUGGUAAUAUCAGAAAGGUUAUACCUGACAAACCGUUAAACAUUGGUCAUAAAAAGGCUGAAUGCAUUGAUAACGAAAUAAAAGACAAUAGAUUGGAUAGUUUAGAAAUACGAAAAGUGGUAUCAAAUGCGACCAGUCCUUUGUAUGAAGAGACUAUUGGUAGAGAAAAUAAACAAAACAUAGCCAGUGAAAUUCAAAAUAAAAGUGCAUCAAAAGUAAAAAUAGCAAAUAAAUCAAUAAGUCCAGAACCGAAAUCUAUAAGCCCAAUACCUACCAAUAAUGACCAAGUGACAGAAAGCCUGGUUAAUUCCGACAAUGCUGAAAAGUUAAAUUCUAAUAAAGAUAAUAAAAUCAGUAAAGCUAAGAGGGCUCCUAGACGUAAAAUCCGUGUUAUAGAUCAUCAACCAAUAAUUAUUUAA
Vanderwaltozyma polyspora DSM 70294 is the source of this 1032-nucleotide messenger RNA. It is a transcript of the gene MTE1, whose product is annotated as Mte1p. The transcript has a single exon. The record is from RefSeq and is a predicted model, not a curated record. NCBI's taxonomy places the organism in Eukaryota, Fungi, Ascomycota, Saccharomycetes, Saccharomycetales, Saccharomycetaceae. Gene Ontology annotation, biological process: double-strand break repair. The coding region runs from base 1 to 1032 and encodes 343 amino acids. Gene Ontology annotation, cellular component: nucleus; site of double-strand break.